This is a messenger RNA of Toxotes jaculatrix (banded archerfish), 3154 nucleotides long. RefSeq names its product WD repeat and coiled coil containing. The record is from RefSeq and is a predicted model, not a curated record. The coding region runs from base 253 to 2487 and encodes 744 amino acids. The transcript has 4 exons. Gene Ontology annotation, molecular function: kinase binding. Lineage: Eukaryota; Metazoa; Chordata; Actinopteri; Toxotidae.
GGCAAUAACACAUGCGCAGUGACCCCGUGCGGACAAAGUGGUAAAAACAAUUAUAAUCGUGAUUCAACUACGUAUCCCACAAUGCACCUGAGUUGUCGGUUAGUUUUGCUUCCGAGUCAAUUGAAAUGAACGUUGGAGACACAUUUCUACCGGCGAAACGUGAAUUAAUAGACGGGAAACACACUUUCAGUGUCUCUCACGGGUUCCACAUGAGAUGCUUGUGUUUUUUUAAGCCUCCUCACACCUGCCGGGAUGGAUCUUGGUAAGGCAAAGCUGCUUCGGACAGGUCUCAACACUCUACACCAAGCCAUUCACCCUGUGCACGGGAUAGCAUGGACAGACGGCAAGCAGGUCUGCUUGACAGCUCUCUACUUCAUCAAUGGUGAGGUGAAGUUCGGGGACACCAACGUUAUAGGGCAGUUCGAGCAUGUCUUAGGGCUCUUCUGGGGCCCGCUGUGCUGCUCUGACUCCCCUGCCUUGCUGGCUGUUCAGCACAAGAAACACGUUACCGUGUGGCAACUGCAGCUCAGCACCCUGGAGCAGAACAAGCUGCUGUGCACUCAGACCUGCGAGAUGAGUGAGCCUUUCCCCUUGCUCUCCCAAGGCUGCGUGUGGCAUCCUAAACUGGACGUGCUAGCUGUGUUGACCAAGAGGGACACUUCUGUGCUGUUUUCUGUCAGGGUGGACAACAGGAGAAUCAAAGCAGAUAUCAAAGGUAGUGGACUCAUCCACUGUGCAUGCUGGACUAAGGAUGGUACACGCCUGGUGGUGGCUAUAGGCAGUGCUCUUCAUUCUUAUAUCUGGAAUGACAUCCAGAAGAGUCUGGUGGCCUGCUCCUUUUGCCCCAUCUUUGAUGUGGGAGGCUACAUCUGUGCCAUCGAGGCCACGGGGGAGGCGCAAGUAGCCGUGGCCACGGAGCUACCUCUAGACAAGAUCUGCGGGUUAAAUGCAGGCAUAGCCUUUGACAUGACGUCAGAGGCAGUGUCCCUGCAGGGCCAAGGCUCGCAAGUGGUCAUGUCAGAUGACGACAGCCUUCUGGACUCGAGAAGGAGGUCAUUUGAAUCAGAGAGAUCCUACAUCCCCAGCUCAGGCCCCCUGGAUCUCACCCACCUCCUGGCGAGACACCGUCGUUCUGACCCCAGCCCCCUUAUCCACCUGCGACGCAGAGACACUCUGACAGGUUCUGGACAGGACUCCUCUCACCUCAUCCUAGUCACAUAUGAGCGCAAAGUCACUACCACACGCAAAGUCAGCAUCCCUGGGAUUCUGGUUCCAGACAUUGUUGCUUUUGAUCCCCGUGGUUCCACGGUUGCGGUGGCUUCCAACACGUGCAACAUGGUGCUUGUGUACUGCAUCACAGCCUCCGCAAUGCCAAACAUUCAGCAGAUAUCUCUGCAGACGAACGAGAGGCCUAAAGGAGUCUGCUUCCUCAGUGACAAGAUGCUGCUGUUGAUGGUGGGCAGGCAGAAGUCCAACGAUCCUGCCUUCCUCCCAUCCUCUAACACAGAUAAAUAUAUCCUCCGUCUGUUAGCCAAAGAGUUGGUAUACAAUGGAGAGACUCCUGUCACACCACCCCCCUCUGUUCACAGCCAUGAGUCCGUUUCUAACUUCUGCGCAGGGAUUAGGAGGCAUUCUGAGCACCUAUCUAAGGAUGACAGGGAGCGCCCAGGGAUAAAGGACUUGGUGUUGCCUGGAGGGGGAGUAGUUCGUUCACCAGGGAACAGGCGGAGGCUGGUGGAGGAGGUGAGGAGCGGCGAGCCCAGCCCUGUCACCAGCUCCGUGGACUUCUCUGACCGAGCAUCAGACAGAGCCCUCUCCAGUGCCUCCUCCAUCACAGUGGAGAACUUCGACAUGGACCACGUCAACCGCAUGAGCAGCCUGGCGGUGGCCGGCCAGGCCAGCAGAGACUCCAGCCGGGCCAGUUCUCCUCGCUUCGAGCCGUCGGACAAGCUUCACAGCGAGCCCACACUGCCCAUGCCAGAAAAGACACCGGGUCCUGGCAAGGAGCGUGCGCUGGAGCAGCUCGUCCACAACAUGGAGAGGCUUUUUACUCGCUUUGCAGAUGUGCAGCAGUGCCUGACAGAAAUCAGAGAUUAUACCCAGAACGGCAAGAAGGCCCUGAGUGUCUACCCCAAUGCCUCCGAGCCCCCCUAUGUCAAUGUCACAUGUCAGAAGCAGUUGUCAGAAAAUGUGUUCAUUGACGAGCGGAGGCCAGUGCUGCUGUGUGACGGGAAGCUUUGUCUGCGAGCCCUCCAAGACCUCUUCAACCUAACUAUAGUAGAGAUGAUGUAUGGUCCAUUGUGGAUUGUACUUGUGGCGGAUGCAGACGGCUUCGUACCUCUGACCUUCAAGCCCAAAGAGGAGCUCACAGUGCGGAACGGGAAGCGGAAAAGUACCCUGCGGACUCCUGGCAGUCCAGAGAACUCUUGCCCAUCCAGUCCAGCCCCUGGCCAAAACCCCAGCACAGCCACAGAGGCCUCGAUAUAGUGCCUCUUAACACACACCUCAGUUUAUGGACUUAUACAGUCAUAUUGCUAAGUAUACAGUGCAGACAGAGCAUACAACCAGAGUUAUAUGUCAAAUUUAUUUUUUCUAUUUGAAAAUUGUAGUCAUUUGAAAAGGGCUGCCUUUUCAGAUGUGAUGUUUACAUGUUGCUACUUUGAAACAAAAGCUUACCUGAAAGAAGUUUAAGCACUGAGCCAUGUUCUUCUUUCCUUGUUUUUUUUUUUGUUUGUUUUGACAAAAUUCAGUUCAGUUGUUGAAGUCUAAUCCUUCACUGAAGCAGGACACCUCCUCUGCUGCGAUGGCACUCCAGUAACGGCUUCGAAUAUGUUUUAGAGAUGUUUAUGAAAUGUUUUCUGUUUUAAUCUGACUGUCCAGAUAUCCUAACACAAGGUUCCGGCAUAGGCUAAUGUAUGAUGGAAAUGUUUGUUUUGUACUUGCUGUCACUGGAGAACUGCAGAAAACUCUAUACUUAUGAGAAUAGGGUGUAUGAAGUUCUGUCUUUACUUGUAAAAGAAAUCUGGAUUAGCACUUAUAUGCUGAAUAGUUCCACCCAAAUGUUAUAACUCAAAUGACCAUUAGAGGCAAUACUCAACAAAAACCUCCCUUUCAUGGCUCUGCAGUGUUGACAUGGAAGACGAAAUAAUCUUUU